Messenger RNA from Nilaparvata lugens (brown planthopper), 2528 nucleotides. RefSeq names its product transmembrane protease serine 9. The transcript has 15 exons. Lineage: Eukaryota; Metazoa; Arthropoda; Insecta; Hemiptera; Delphacidae. Bases 295 to 2433 code for a protein of 712 amino acids. Gene Ontology annotation, molecular function: serine-type endopeptidase activity. The record is from RefSeq and is a predicted model, not a curated record. Gene Ontology annotation, biological process: proteolysis.
AUUGUGCUCCAUAAACAGUCAGUGAACAGUGAGAUGACCCCAUUAGGGAGACCUUCUCGUGGAGUGUUGUAACUUGUAAGCCUCUUUGCUUUGCUUUGCUCUACUCGUCAACUGGAGAGGGGGUCGUGAUGCAAAGUUGUUGAAAACAUGACAUGAAGGUUGACCUUCUGUCAUUGUUCAUUCAAUUGUAUAAAAAGUGUCUUUUCAAAUUAUUACAAUCAGUUUCAAAAAUAUCUCAGUUGUGUGGUGUGUGUUCAUUGCAAAUUGAUUGCUCCAAUAAUUUAGCUCUCCAUCAUGUAUCUUCUAAGUUUUCUGUGCAGUGCCAUCCUUCUAUCAAUCGGAUCAUCAGUCAAAGCAGCAAAACGACCUCCUCUUCCGAGUUCAAAUGUCCAGCUACACCACAAUGACACACAACACCCACAACUGACGACGAUUGUGACUCUUGAAAUCGACACACAGACGAAUGAGAGUCAUUUAACCGUCCACAACAUCACCGCUGAGGAACCUGAAUCGUUGGAAAUUCUCCCGCCAAAACAGACCGGAAACGCUUGUCGUUGUGUGUGUGGCGUGAGUAGUCGAACGAUGCGAAUAGUAGGUGGAAAUGAGACCAGAAUCAACGAGUUUCCCUGGAUUGCAAUGUUGAGCUAUAAAGGGAAGUUCUACUGUGCUGGUGCAUUAAUAACACGUCAACAUCUAUUGACUGCAGCGCAUUGUGUUGAAGGAUUGAAACACAAAGAAAUGUCGGUGCUCCUUGGUGAACAUGAUCGUCGAUUGAGAAAUGAAACUGAAUUGACUAAGAGAAAAGUGGCAAAAGUAAUGGCACAUCCAAAUUUCACUAUCUCAAACUUUAACAACGAUAUUGCCAUUCUAAAGCUUGAUGCACCAGUGAAUAUUCAAGAUUCCAAUCUCAGAACUGCAUGUCUGCCUCAAGACAAGAGUGCUGACUAUACAUCCAAAAUUGGAGUGGUAGCUGGUUGGGGAAGGCUCAAUGAGAAGAAACCCACAGCCAAUGUUCUCAAUAAAGUGUCAGUGCCAAUAAUGUCUACCGAACAGUGCUUAAAGUCCGGUUACAGUAAAUCGAGACUCACCAAUAACAUGCUUUGUGCUGGAUACUUGGAAGGCAAACUAGACGCUUGUCAGGGUGACAGCGGUGGUCCCUUGCACCUGAAUAGUUCCAAUUCAGCUCACAUGGAAGUUGCCGGAAUCGUGUCUUGGGGAAGAGGAUGUGCAAGGCCAAAUUAUCCGGGAGUCUAUACCAGAGUUGUCAACUACAAGGAAUGGAUCAAGGAGCAGUUGGAGGGAGAAUGCACUUGCGCCCCACCACAAAUAGACUUCAGCAGUGGCAGCGGCUGCAGUGAGAGUCACUUUCUUCGUGACCGGCGACCGCUGAGGACCGCACAGGCAUGCUGCCAGGCCCAGCACCAGCCCAACCCUGAGUGCCCAGUCCCCGUCGCCAGCAUGAGGAUCUUCUCUCUUCUAGCUCUUCUCUCAUCAACGGCGAUGACCUUAGUGGACUCGGACCUGCUCAACCGACGCCGCAGCUACCAACAUGACCACAACUAUGCUCAGGAACUGGAUGAUAACGUGAGCAACCGGACCGGACGACUGCUGUUCGACGAACUGUUUUUCGGAUCAUCGACGGAUGAUGGAGACGAGAAGGACAAUCUGGAAACCUGUUCUUGCCAGUGUGGUGUGAUUAACCAGGAGAUCAGAAUAGUCGGAGGUAGGCCGACAGGAGUGAACAGAUACCCGUGGGUGGCCAGGCUUGUCUAUGAUGGUCAGUUCCACUGUGGAGCUUCACUCAUCAAUACCGACUACGUUCUAACUGCAGCUCACUGCGUGCGACGACUCAAAAGAUCAAAAAUCAGAAUCAUCCUAGGUGAUCAUAAUCAGUUCGUGACCACUGAUUCUCCAGCGAUAAUGCGAAUGGUAUCUUCAAUUGUACGCCACCGUAAUUUCGAUCUGAACUCUUACAAUCAUGAUAUUGCACUCCUGAAACUUCGGAAGCCAGUUGAAUUCACGAAGAAUAUUCGGCCAGUCUGUCUUCCACCUACAGAUGCGGAUCCUUCUGGAAAAGUGGGAACAGUUGUUGGUUGGGGAAGAACAUCGGAAGGAGGACAGUUAUCUCCGACCGUGCAAGAGGUGCAAGUGCCAAUCCUGACAAUGUCACAGUGCCGAUCCACCAAGUACAGACCAAGUCGGAUAACAAACAACAUGCUCUGUGCUGGUCAUGGGGUGCAGGACUCUUGUCAGGGAGAUAGUGGGGGACCACUUAUCAUAAGCUCUGGUGAUGACAAGUAUGAGCUUGUAGGGAUCGUGUCGUGGGGCGUGGGAUGCGGCAGGCCCGGAUAUCCAGGUGUUUACACGCGCGUCACCAGAUACCUGGACUGGGUGCAUCGCAACAUGAGAGGAUCCUGUUUAUGCGUUAGCUGACACGUCCAAUGUGAUCCCGGUCUCAAAUCUCCAACUGCCCGGAGCUCGGAUAUUGCAAUGUUCUGUGAUACUCAUUAGAGAAAAUUCUAAUUGAA